AAUAUGAUAUAUAAAUGAUUACGAUAAAGAAUUUCCCACCAUAACUCCUUUUGCGACAACUGCACCAUAUAAGUAUAUCACAAUAAUAGAUACAGUUAAAUAUUCAGCCCAUUUGCCAUAAAACAAUUUAGCCAUUGAUCCAUAUUCGAAUUGGCUUUAUAAAGCAUAUUUUGAUUAUACUGGUUAAGAUGAAAUUUCUUCAGUCGAAUCAGAAACUGUGUGAGUUGCCUAAAUAUUCAAUCUAUCCAUUAAAUUUGUGUCUUUAUCAAUUUGAUCUGCUAAAUAUAGAGCCUAUAUUAAUUACUGAAUAUCAAACUACCUCAACAAUGAAAUCACAUGCUAUUAUACUUAUAAGACAACAUAUAGAAAGUGAUAUGGAAGUAUAACCAUAUCCAACUUUUACAGAGCUGAUUGGUAAUAGGAUAGGUCCAGAAGCCAUUAAGACAUUUAUGAAUAUAUUAAAAGCAGGGAAAGGCUUAAUAUAUUUCUAUUAUUGCAUUGAUUAAAUAUUAAAUUUGAACUUAUUUUUUAUUAGGAUUAAUAUUUACAUAUAUUAUUUUAUGUUAUUAAAGAUAUAUAUGAUUAUUUUUAACUUAAUAUUAUAUUUAAAUGAUAUAAUAAGAGGAUCUUUUCAAACUCCCUUGAAUAAUCUUAUUCCAUCUCUGCCUCCCCAAAGACCUCUAACCAUUAAUUACCAAUAUGCAAAUAGGAAGAAAUGCUUCUUCAUUAAGUACAUGAGUUUACUGUCUGA
Molecule: messenger RNA, 751 nt
Organism: Paramecium primaurelia
Lineage: Eukaryota; Ciliophora; Oligohymenophorea; Peniculida; Parameciidae
Source: the annotation of a GenBank genome assembly